AUGUCGAGCCGCUCAAUCCGCAAACCACGGCGAGUCCCAGAGCCCGAGAUCGUGAACCACGAUGUCUCCAUGCUUCAAGCAACUGCAGCAGCAUCACGGGCAAUGCGUGGAAGGGAUAGGUCGUCCCAAGAGUCAAAGACCUCAUACGAUCGUCUGGGUGGUCCUGCGAACAUCGCCAUUCCUCGAAGACGCCCCGGAUCAAGCCUUCGGUAUGCAGAGAAUGGGACUCAGGGAAGCUUCCCAGCAUUUGCAACCCCACUUCAAUCUACAGAAAGAGGCAGUGGAGUUUGCCAGGCUUCGCGGGGCGAUGAUUCUGCUGUUCUUCCACCGAUCACAGAGUUCAAGGGUCUUGAUGGGCGCAACAGCUCUGUUCCUUCUUCAUAUCGUCGGCUGCGCAAAGCCAAAUCAAUGUUCUCGACCAGGCAGCGAACUUCACGGACCCCGUAUGGAGUGCCAGCACUCCCCUGUGGUGAUCCCUCCGAUCCUGAACGGAGUCCCGGGUUUCACCUGCCACGAACAAUGAGACGCACGAUGUCAUUCCUGAACGGAAGUGGUCAAUUACAAGCUGACCAAGAUGCCAAGAUCCACGAUGAAUCUCUUCGCCUGGCCCGAAGCCAAUUCAACCUCGAGUUCGAGGACGUGGGAAUCCAGACUCGUCGGUCGUCCUUCUUGCUCAGGCGCAGGAGGGAGCACAGGCCGUUCCGAAAGACAUUCCGUGCCACGAGUGAGGGUGGCACUGACCAGGACACUGGAGGUCCUCGCAACAAGUCUCGAAGUAUCUCGAGUUCCAUCAAAACCCGGUUCAAGCGGGUGUUUGGAUUUUCCAAGAUGCCAGAAGAAUCAGCCUCACAGGCCGACACCAAGUACGCCGAGCCUUCCAAGGCAACACACAUUGCAGCAGGAUCGCAGGAUCGUUCUCGUCGCGAAAGCGAAGAAACGCAGCGCUACAUCGCCCCCAGUCCUUCCCUGGAUAUGCCCUAUGCUCCCAGCUGUGAUAGCAUUUACACUGGCAAGUCUCGAGUUACCAGUUGGGCUGACUCCAGCAUGGCGGACACCGUUACUACCAGGAAACCUGGGCACCGCCGAUCCCUCUCCUAUAUCAGAGAAGAUGGCGACUUGGAUCAGAUGAUGUCUGCAAGCGACAUGAGAGACUCUGGGAGUCAGUUUCCUUUGGGUGUGAGAUCAGAUUCUCGUCGAUUGGGAGUUGUGGACAGCCAUGACCUGUACUCUGCUUUGAUCGAACAAAUGGGUCGAAAUGCUCUUUCAAACCCCAAUGAAGGAAUCGUUUUCGGGUCUAUGCCAGAGCAUUCUGUCAUCCCAGAACGGACUACUUCGGUGUACUCUCAACGCGGUAAACGCAGUGUCCGCCGUGUUCCAAGCGAGGAAUCCUCGACCUCGCUCAAGUCAUUCGCAACAGCACGCGGUGGUGAUCAGUCAAGCCCUCGCACGUAUUGCCCACAUCUGAGCCGAUCUUUUGUUCCUAUGCAGACUUCCUGGGGGAUGACUGUUCAUGCAGCAAGUCAACAUGUCAAAGACAAAUCCCCGCGUUCAAUGUACGCUGCAGGUGAGGGAUCCGAGGAUGACGACGGCAGCAUCAUCAUUGCCCAAUUCGGGGUUUCAAAAAGAGAUGUGAUGUCUCCGAGUGUUUAUUCCCGGUCCACCAGUGGAAAUACUCCUACAAAUGCUGACAGCACUGAUUUACUUGACACGCUAGACUUACACAAUGGACCUGGAACAGCAACAAUCUUUGCUCCACAGCGAACUACUUACAGCUCACCGAAGCGAUCUGCUCGUAUUGCAUCUUCCAGGACUCAUAUCAAGCCCAGUGCUGAUUGGCAGCAAUGGAUAAGCUCCCAAAUUGACAGGAUUGAGCAGGCAAGCCCCACGAGGGAACACGUCAGGGAAGAUGCGCAAUUCCAAGAUGAUGACGAGUACUUUACCAAUUUAGCCCACCAAACCCCCAUUCCUAAACCGGUGCCAACAAGCUUGCUAAAUGAUCCAACCAGCCAGAUUUAUGCCGAACACAAAUCUUCGGCUGAAAUCAGAGUCCCAUCACAAGGCAAUUUCUCCCGUCCUUUCGGGCAAGCUUCCAACAUGGGGACUAUCUUGGCAUCGCAGAAGUUCGAUUCAGGAAACACGGCACAGACUCACUCAAGCACCCCAGCUACUGGUACAGUCGCCAUGUCUAAUGAAAACGCUUCGCCCAAGUCUAGCCAAAUUGCUCAGGAUGAGAUGCUGUCGCCAAUCCGGAUCAGAUCCAGCAACAUGCAGCCCCCAGAGUCCCCAACCCCCGAGCGGACCGGAGCUAAGCGAUCUUGGACUCAAGAGCAGCACCGACGGUACUCUGCCAGGCGUCCACCAAUUGCGCAGGAUGGCAAGCCUGGUCAGUUCCGGUCCAUGCGCAACCAACGAGAUACCCGUGGUAAUAACGAGAAUUUAAAACAUCAACAUGAGUUCAGUGACAUGAUGGAGAACUAUCACCUUCGGGACAUUCACUCUACCAUCUCAAACAAGCGCAUGGUGGAUAUGUUUUUGGAUAGUCGACGCCAUCAGAUGGGUGGAGCAACUGAUUACAAGACAUCAACCGAGGCUUUUAUUUGA
Molecule: messenger RNA, 2601 nt
Organism: Penicillium antarcticum
Lineage: Eukaryota; Fungi; Ascomycota; Eurotiomycetes; Eurotiales; Aspergillaceae
Exons: 1
Coding region: 1-2601 (866 amino acids)
Source: RefSeq, a predicted model, not a curated record